Messenger RNA from Didymodactylos carnosus, 2424 nucleotides. NCBI's taxonomy places the organism in Eukaryota, Metazoa, Rotifera, Eurotatoria, Philodinida, Philodinidae. The record is from the annotation of a GenBank genome assembly.
AUGGGGUGUAAAGAAUCGGUAAAUUCUAAAUAUGUUAUAGCACCAAAGUCGGCUACACUUCAAAAUUUUAACGAUAUUCAGCAUAAAUCAAUAUUAUCCAAUGACGAUCACAAUCAUCAUGGUGAUAAUAAGAAAGACUCCGUUAUUUCCAAUAAGUCUAAUCGCCAACAAAGUAAUAGUAAAAAUAUUCGACAAAAUCGAAAACACCGUUGCUCUACAAUUGCCUCACUUACUCAAAGUAUCACGUUAGAAACCGGUGCGCCUCAGAUUGACAUUCGACCAUCAGAUUUAUAUGCGUUCAAUGAUAAAUUUGUAAAACAACGUCAAGCUGCUAUUGAUAACAUUGUUUAUCGUACUACAAUUGAUUCAUGGCCAGAAGGAGUGUUUCGAACACGGAAAGGUGUAUGUGCGGGUUAUGGUAAUAUUUUUAAACGUCUUUGUGAUAAUAUUGGAUUAGAAUGUGUCAAAAUAGGUGGUUAUGCCAAAGGUUAUGGAUUUGAUCCAAAAGCAACUCUUCUAACUGAAACCGAUCAUGCAUGGAACUCCGUUCAGAUUGAUAAUCAUUGGUAUCUAAUUGAAUCAACUUGGGGUGCAGGUUCUUUAGACGAUAAUAGAAAAUUUAACAAAAAGUUAAAUACUUAUUAUUUUUUAUCACGUCCAGAAGAGUUUAUUUAUAAUCACCUACCGGAAGAAGAAAAAUGGCAGCUGUUAGCAUCUCCGAUCACUAUGAAACAGUAUAUGACAUUGCCUGCCGUUUGGCCACAAUAUUUUAAGUUUAAACUAGAAAUUGUGCAUCCAAAAUCUAACAUUGUACAACUUUUAAAUAAUGAAUCAUAUACCACUAUUCAAAUUCGAGCACCAGUGAAUGUAGAAUUAAUCGGCAGUUUGAAAUUAGGUAAUGAAAAAAUUAAAGGAGGAGCUUAUGUGCGAUUUGAUUCUGAGCAGCACCUAUGGUUCUGUUAUUUCGCUCCUCCGUCUACAGGAUUCUAUGAAAUCAUGAUCUAUGCUAAAGAGAAGAGUAAUUCAGGUUUUUACCCAAGCGCAAUUCAGUUUAAUCUUGAAGUGAUUAAUCUUACUAAUCCAAUUAGUUUCCCUAAAAUAUCUGAGAAGUUUGAUGAACUGAAGUUGGCAGUAAUACAACCAACGUAUCAGCACACCCUUAAACUGGAGAAUGGUGCUACUCAUACCAAAAUUCUAUUGUUCUCACUAUUGGAUAUCUUACUAAUAGCUAAUUUAACGAAUUCUGUGGGCGAAGAAGUUGUUGGUGGACAUGAAAUAUUUUUUGAUAAAGAGAAACACAUAUGGCAGUGUUUAUUCGCACCACAAACGAAUGGUUUUCAUGAGAUAUCGAUUUAUGGCAAAAAGCAAGGUGAUAUUGGCGCUUAUUCAUCUGUCAUUACAUAUGGUCUUGAAGUUUUUGACUUAACUGAGCCGAUUAGCUUUCCUGAAACAUUCAAACCGUAUUAUGAUCUUGGACUAGAAGUUGUUCAGCCUAAAUUUCAACAUACUCUUCGAUUGAAAGAUAAUACAUCGCAUAUUCAAAUUCUUAUUCAAGCACCACUCGAAAUCGAUUUAAUAGCCGAUUUAACUAACUGUGAAGGUGAAAAAGUAAGUGGGGGAUACAAAGUUUAUUUUGAUAAGCGGUCAUCAUUAUGGCGAUGUUUGUUCGCUCCACAAGAAUCCGGUCUACAUAAAAUUAAUAUCUAUGCCAAGAAGAAAUCUAUGCAAGGCAACAAAUAUGCUCAAGCUAUCAAAUUUAACUUUGAUGUUAAACAAGCGCCCACUCAUCCUACGUCAUAUCCGAAGACAACGUCCUACUUUUAUCAUUAUGAUCUGCACAUAAUAGCACCUAAUAAUAGUCGAUUCUCUGUCUGGCCUCAAAAUGCUUCGUAUACUGAAAUUCUUUUGCGUGCCCCUAUGAACAUUCAAUUGUCGGGUGAUAUCAAAUACAAUAAUCGAAAAAUUGAAAAUGGAAGCCUUUUGCAAUAUGAUUGUGACAAAGAUUUGUGGCAAUGUUUGUUUGCACCUCAAAACAUAGGACUCCACAAAAUUACAAUAUAUGCAAAAUGGAUUGCGGAAUCUGAUGUACUACAUUCAGUAGUCGAGUUUGAUAUGGAUGUUACGCAUUUAAAACGUUCAACAACGUUUCCACAAACGUACAGUCACUUUUACCAGACAAAAUGUAAAAUAUAUGAACCGCUUGAAGAUAAUUUGAAGCGAGGUUCUACUGUCACACUUCAUUAUCGGAUACCAGAUGCUGACAAAGUUCGAAUUAAAUCAGGAUCAGAAUGGCUAACAGAAGGCGGCUAUGAGAAAAAUAUUUUUAAACGACAAAUAGUAGUUUCAAACGAAAAUAUAACCAUCAUGGCCAGCUAUAAGGACGAUAACAGCUUUCACUCACUCAUCGUCUACACAAUGAAGUAA